Molecule: messenger RNA, 462 nt
Organism: Nematocida ausubeli
Lineage: Eukaryota; Fungi; Microsporidia
Exons: 1
Coding region: 1-462 (153 amino acids)
Cellular component (GO): nucleolus
Molecular function (GO): RNA binding
Source: RefSeq, a predicted model, not a curated record
AUGAGCAGAGCAGUUGACCAGAAAUCCCGGCACAAGAAGGAAAAAUCAAAGAAGGAAGAAAGACAAGAUAAAACAGACGACAAAAAAGUAGAGAAAGUGCACCCCAAGGCAAAGCCACUUUGCCCAUCCGCUGUAACCAAGAAAGUGUACGAUCUUGUGAGUCUUGCAAAGAAGAACCGCACUCUAAAGAUCGGAGUGAACGAAACCAUUAAGAAGCUCAACAAAGGAGAUGCAGAGCUAGUGCUUCUUGGCGGAAAUGCUCUUCCUUUUGCAAUUGUUGAGCCACUUGUAGUUCUGUGCGAAAAUAAGAACAGAACAUUCUUCUUUGUACCAAGCGUAUCCGCCCUAGGGAAGGCAUGCGGCCUAUCCAGACCAGUUGCUGCUUGCACUAUAGUCUACUCAGAAGACUCCAACAUUACAAGACUAAUUAAUGAAAUAAGAGAGCAAAUGAUAAAUCUUUAA